Molecule: messenger RNA, 2103 nt
Organism: Lepus europaeus (European hare)
Lineage: Eukaryota; Metazoa; Chordata; Mammalia; Lagomorpha; Leporidae
Gene: GCNT1
Product: glucosaminyl (N-acetyl) transferase 1
Exons: 2
Coding region: 226-1512 (428 amino acids)
Cellular component (GO): membrane
Molecular function (GO): beta-1,3-galactosyl-O-glycosyl-glycoprotein beta-1,6-N-acetylglucosaminyltransferase activity
Source: RefSeq, a predicted model, not a curated record
AUCUAGUCAAAAAAAUCUUGCAAAUAAUCUGAAAGCAUCUAAGUUCAUCUCCCCCUCCUCCUGCUCUUUCAAACAGAAACAAUGCCAUUUUCCAUUUCAAAAUGCCUUUGAACUUCUGAUAAAUGCAGACUGACAACUCUCGAGGCCACAGCAGAGGGGAAAUCCUUGCUCUCGAAGCCCAGCUGGCUGCCCUGACCGAAGGAGUGUCCCUGACUGCUGUUUGCCAUGCUGAGGAAGUUGACAAGGAAGAGACUUCUUUUUGGUCCCACUAAAUACUUGUUUGUAGUGCUUGUUUUCUCCCUCGUCACCUUCUCGGUCUUAAGGAUUCACCAAAAGCCUGAGUUUGUAAGCGUCAGACACCUGGAGCUGCUUGAGGAGAACCCUAGUAGUCAUAUUAACUGCACCAAAGUGUUGCAGGGUGAUGUUGAGGAAAUCCAGAAGGCGAAACUGGAGACGGUGACGGUGAAAUUCAGGAAGCGCCCUCGGUGGACCCCAGACGACUACGUCAACAUGACCAGUGACUGCACUGCUUUCAUCAAGAGGCGCAGAUAUAUUGUGGAGCCGCUAAGUAAAGAAGAGGCGGAGUACCCCAUAGCUUAUUCUAUUGUGGUUCAUCACAAAAUCGAAAUGCUUGACCGGCUCUUGAGGGCCAUCUACAUGCCUCAGAAUUUCUAUUGCAUUCACGUGGACAAAAAGUCAGAGGAAUCCUUUCUAGCUGCGGUCAUGGGCCUGGCGUCCUGUUUCAGUAAUGUCUUCGUGGCCAGUCAGCUGGAGACUGUGGUCUAUGCCUCGUGGAGUCGGGUUCAGGCCGACCUCAACUGCAUGAAGGACCUCUACAAGAUGAACGCGGACUGGAAGUACUUGAUCAACCUUUGCGGUAUGGAUUUCCCUAUUAAAACCAACCUGGAAAUAAUCCGGAAGCUCAAGUCAUUAAUGGGAGAAAACAACCUGGAAACCGAGAGGAUGCCAGCCAAUAAGGAAGAGAGGUGGAAAAAGCGUUAUAUCAUCGUGAACGGAAAGCUCACAAACACAGGCACCGCCAAGGCGCGCCCUCCCCUCCAAACUCCUAUUUUCUCGGGCAGUGCCUACUUUGUGGUCAGUAGGGAGUAUGUGAGGUACGUGCUGGAGAAUGAAAGCAUCCAGAAGUUUAUGGAGUGGGCACAGGACACCUACAGCCCGGAUGAGUAUCUCUGGGCCACUAUCCAGAGGAUCCCAGAAGUGCCGGGCUCUCUGUCCUUGAGCCACAAGUAUGACUUGUCCGACAUGCGCGCGGUUGCGAGGUUUGUCAAGUGGCAGUACUUUGAAGGUGAUGUUUCCAAGGGCGCGCCCUACCCGCCCUGCAAUGGGGUCCACGUGCGCUCCGUGUGCGUGUUUGGAGCUGGCGACUUGAACUGGAUGCUGCGCAAGCACCACUUGUUUGCCAACAAGUUUGACAUAGAUGUCGACCCCUUUGCCAUCCAGUGUUUGGAUGAGCACCUGAGGCAUAAAGCCCUGGAGACCUUAAAACACUGACCUUUGGAGGCCACUGGAGGGAUAUUAAGAAGAAUGCACAAAAUGUACCCCGUCCACUUUCUCUGCCUUGCCAACAAGUGUCAGAAAAUCUGUGUGGUGUCCUCCCUGGGGAGGCGACUCUUAAGUCUUCAUGUCAGGGAAGCCACAUGGUUUCUGCAGAGCACAAUGGGUGAGAGAGGCUAGAGCAUUAAGUGUGUACCUGGAGUUCAAGUGGGAGGGCGCGGCGGCCAGGAGGCCAGGGCAGGUGGCCAGGUGUUACAGAGGGGGCCAGGGUGGCCGAUGCAAAACCAGCCUGCUAAAAGCUCAGGGACUUCACAAAAUGAUAUUUGACUUGUGCCAAAACUAACUCAAGAAUUUUACAAAUGACAAUUUCUUGAUGUGAAUAAAUGUACAGCAGCAAUCAUGAUACAGUUCAUUGUCCAUGUUUUAUUUGUUGAAAUAGAAAUUUGAUUUUAUUCUAAAUGUUCCUUUAUGGAAAUAGUUUAUUUUCUGCUGUGAUACUGUGUUGUGUAGUGUGUCUCUGUAUGUCAUCUCAGGGAGCUUAAAAUGGACUUGUUUAAUGUUAAUAUUCCUGGUUUAUUUUUGCUUAUA